CGCCCCGCCUGCCCAGCCGGACGCGCCGGGCGCCAUUUCGGGAGCAGCCGCCGCCGCCGCCGCCGGGGCCCCAGCCCGGGUCCGCGGAGCCCCCGCCACCGUCACGCCGCCCCUCGCCUCCUGCCGCCUCGGGGCCGGCCGAGCGGCGCCGCCCGCCCGCGGUGUAGACGCCUGGAGAGGGCUCCCGAGCCCUCGGGCCCAUCCCCCGCCCGCAGCGCAGACAGCGCCGGAGCCCGGACUUGCCGCCGCCGCCGCCGGACCUCGGGCGCCCGGACCAGGACAGCACCGCCCGCGGCGCAGGUGUCCUGAAACAUGGCUGAUGAUAUUGAUAUUGAAGCAAUGCUUGAAGCUCCUUACAAGAAGACUUGCCUAACGAUAUCUCACCUCUACUCCCAUGAAUUCACCUUUGAUUCCAGUGUGAACUGUCAAUCAUAAGGUAGUAAUUGAGUGACGUAUCGCUGUACCGUGGUCCCCUAGGUUUAAAAAAAAACAAAACAAACACCACCCAAAACCAAAAUCAAAACAACAAAAAAACCCCCCAAAACCAAGAAACCAAAAACCUCUUCUAAAAUUGUCAGGUCCAGUUUGGUAUAGCAACAAGGUGAAUGCAGUGGUUUGGGAAAACAGCAGGGUUCCAAGAAUAACCUUUUCACCAGUCCCGUGGCAAGUAAAUAUUUGAACAGUCUGCUCGGUGCAAGAAGAGUGAGACUGGCUCUUAAUGCAGGAGGCUGGUGGCAGUUAAUCUUCUACCAGGGCAGAUGGAAAUCAAUUGCUGAGUGAACGAAUUGACAGAAAUUCUUGGAUCCCUGAAUAGAAUGUUCUUAGCAAGUAAAAGACAGUAUCACAGUCUGCGGUGUCAUUCUAAAAGAAGCUCUUGUGUUCUUCUGUUCUAGUUGUUUAAUUAGGAAAUGUCGAUUUUAUGCAAAAUUUUUAUCAAUAAGCCUAGUGAUGUCUUUUACCUAAACCAGCAGCAAAUGAAUACUGUCUUUUUUGGUUUUCACCAGAAGGUGAAGUGUUAACAUGAUGCAUGCUCUAGCACUGGUUUCACAAGAAAUGUACCAUAAGUUUUAAGUCGCUUAGGAAUUGUACUUUUGAUGUAACCAAUGUGAUUAAACUGUAAAGCAAGGAUAUAAAUUAUAUAUAGCAGCUAUUGUUAGUCUAUUCUGCAGUGUUUAUUACAACCAUGUCAUGAAUUUUGGAUGAGCAUUUGUAAGUUUUAAGUUGUAUAUUUAGUUUAUGUAAUAUUUAGCAAUUACCUUAAAAUCUUGAAGAGAAAUUUGUAAAUUGUUAUGUUAAAAUUCUUGUGUCCUGGUUUAACAUGGAUAUUUUCCAUGUAAACAGGUAUGGAAAUAGGGAAUGUUUAGGCUGGACUGGUGGAUUAUUGAUGACUUUCUUGGGAGCCGACGUUACUAAAGCAGUGUGAAUCCCUGUUUGCUUCAGGGCGAGAUGUGUGACAGAGGUGACAUCAAGCUCUUACAACCCUGCAACGAAAAUGAGCGAAGAUCUCGGGAAUGGCAUCGGUCACAGGAAAUCCAUAGUGCUGGCUGCUAGCGUAGCCACUGGGGCUUAGGCAGAGGUGUAGCCUUGGUGCUGGUCAGAGGGGCACACAGACACAAACCUGAAACUUCCUCUUACAUUUUAUAGAAAUAACAUUUAACCACUUGAGUGCUGAAUUCUACAGGAUAACUUGCUCUCUAAACCAUGUAAGGAAGUAUCUACAAUUUAAUACACACUUUUAAAUGAUGUAAGUCUUGUAUUUUGUAAUUGUAUGACUUAAAUUUAAGCAGCAAAGUGGUUAAACAUGCCUACCUAAAUUUUUUAAAGCUUUCCACAUAAAACUGUAAACAAGUAAUUUAGUAUUAAAAUUUUUGUUUUGUAUUUUCUUAUUCCCAUUCCCAUUACCCUUUGACCACUUGAAAUGUUUCCGCUUCGUCCUCACGAUGUUCUUCUAUCAACCCUGCUUAGGAUGAGAACAAAUUGAGCAGUGCCAAUGGCCACGAAGAACGAAGCAAGAAGAGAAAAAAGAGCAAGAGCCGAAGUCGAAGCCAUGACAGGAAGAGGAGCAGAAGUAAGGAACGCAAGCGGAGCCGAGAUCGGGAAAGGAAAAAGAGCAGGAGCCGGGAGAGGAAGCGCAGCAGGAGCAAGGAGCGCAGGCGCAGCCGCUCUCGGAGCAGGGAUCGCAGAUUCAGAGGCCGUUACAGAAGUCCCUAUUCUGGUCCAAAAUUCAACAGUGCCAUCAGAGGGAAGAUUGGUCUGCCUCACAGCAUCAAAUUAAGCAGACGACGCUCCAGAAGCAAAAGUCCCUUCAGAAAAGACAAGAGCCCUGUUAGAGAACCUAUAGAUAAUCUUACCCCUGAGGAGAGGGAUGCUCGGACAGUGUUCUGCAUGCAGCUGGCUGCCAGAAUUCGACCGAGAGACCUGGAAGAAUUUUUCUCUACAGUAGGGAAGGUCCGUGACGUGCGGAUGAUUUCAGAUCGAAAUUCCAGGCGUUCAAAGGGAAUUGCUUAUGUAGAGUUUGUUGAUGUUAGUUCAGUGCCUCUGGCAAUAGGACUGACUGGGCAGAGAGUCCUGGGUGUGCCAAUCAUAGUGCAGGCAUCACAGGCAGAGAAAAACAGAGCAGCAGCAAUGGCAAAUAACCUGCAGAAGGGCAGUGCUGGCCCUAUGAGGCUCUAUGUGGGAUCUUUACACUUCAACAUCACUGAAGAUAUGCUUCGAGGAAUUUUUGAGCCAUUUGGCAGGAUUGAAAGCAUUCAGCUGAUGAUGGAUAGUGAAACUGGACGCUCAAAAGGAUAUGGAUUUAUCACGUUCUCAGACUCUGAGUGUGCCAAAAAGGCCUUGGAACAGCUCAAUGGGUUUGAGCUGGCUGGCAGGCCCAUGAAAGUUGGACAUGUAACUGAGCGCACUGAUGCUUCCAGUGCCAGUUCCUUUUUGGACAGUGAUGAGUUGGAACGGACUGGAAUUGACUUGGGAACAACUGGUCGCCUACAGUUGAUGGCAAGACUUGCAGAAGGAACGGGUCUGCAGAUCCCCCCGGCGGCACAGCAGGCUCUGCAGAUGAGCGGCUCUUUGGCGUUUGGAGCUGUGGCAGAUUUGCAAACAAGACUAUCUCAGCAGAAUGAAGUUCUGGCUGCAGCUGCUUCUGUACAACCACUGGCAACACAGUGCUUCCAGCUGUCCAACAUGUUUAAUCCUCAAACUGAAGAAGAAGCUGGCUGGGAUACUGAAAUUAAAGAUGAUGUGAUUGAGGAAUGUAACAAACAUGGAGGAGUUAUCCACAUCUAUGUAGACAAAAACUCAGCUCAGGGCAACGUGUAUGUCAAGUGUCCGUCGAUCGCCGCUGCCAUCGCGGCUGUCAACGCGUUGCACGGGAGGUGGUUUGCAGGUAAAAUGAUUACAGCAGCGUAUGUACCUCUUCCAACAUACCAUAGCCUUUUCCCAGAUUCCAUGACUGCAACCCAACUACUGGUUCCUGUUCGACGAUGAAGAUGGAUUUAGUCAGUUUUGUACAUAGUUAUUUUUUGGAGGAAGAUUGAGUUAUCUUUUAUUUAGAUAAAACUAAAGGAAAGGAUUUACUGUCAUUUUGUGUACACUUCCUGCUACCUUUAAAAAUAAAAUGAAGUAAGCAGAAAUGCAGUGUGUUCAUUCUCCCUAACUAGCGUUUCCACUGUAUACAAAGCUGUUGACUUCUUGUUCUGCCUUGUAAUUCUUGUACAUUUACUAAGGUGAUCUGUAGGAACUGAGAAGUAGCUCAUAGAAAACAAGUUCUCUGUAAAAGGCAGAUGGGACAUGAUGACAUUUUUAAUGUUUCACAAGCCUUUCUUUUAAUGCAGCAAUUGCAUUUUACAUUUCACUAAAUGUAGGUGAUCUGCUCAAGGUUAAUAUCGGAGAUAGACUCGAUGAAGGGACUUAGUGUUUUGUAUAAAUGGAAAAUUCAACAAGCUGCUGAAAGCUGAGUCCAGGCAGCCACUCAGCUUGCUUUGUGCUGAAUAAUUGGUAAGAAUAGAAGGAUUGAAGGGUUUUAUUUCUUGAUGGUAUCUUUUGAUUAAUGUAUCUGUAAAAGUUUCUUUGUAAAUACUGUGUGAGGUGUGUCUAAGUUUCCAAACAAAACCAUCUCUGCAUUUCCAGAUGAGUUUCUCUGUCUGCAGUGGGGCACAGUUGAAGGAUUUCAGCCAAGUCUGAAAAUCUGUAGGAAAUACAGAAACAUGUUUUGUUCUGGUUGCCUAUAAUCUUUGCUCUUUUUAAGCUCUGUGAGCUCUGAAAUAUAUUUUUGGGUUACUUCAGUGUGUUUGACAAGACAGCUUGAUAUUUCUAUCAAACAAAGACUUUCAUAUUGCAACAAUCUUUGUAAGAACCACUCAAAUAAAAUUCUCUUAAAAAGGC
Molecule: messenger RNA, 4380 nt
Organism: Apus apus (common swift)
Lineage: Eukaryota; Metazoa; Chordata; Aves; Apodiformes; Apodidae
Gene: RBM39
Product: RNA binding motif protein 39
Exons: 17
Coding region: 2386-3483 (365 amino acids)
Biological process (GO): mRNA processing
Cellular component (GO): nucleus
Molecular function (GO): RNA binding
Source: RefSeq, a predicted model, not a curated record